GCGGAGACGGACAAUUAUACGCCGCUUUUGCUCACAAUCGAAGUCAUAUUCACCGAACUACUGAAGCGGGGUGAUAUGAUCGAGGAAUUUGUGCCACUGAAGCCAGCAGACCACAGUCCAGAAGCGGAGUACACAAGAUGGCUGCGCACAUGCUACGAGUCGGCACUCACGCGCACCCUGAUCUGUAUAAAGAACGGUCGCACGAACUCACGUCUGCAGGCACUGGUGACCGCGUGCAAGCUGCUGCAGGCUGAAGGAAGAACACCACUAGAGCCCAGUAACGGAUAUUACUUCCCUGCGUUCAGGCUCAAGAACAUAUUCACAGUGCUGUUGGACUCCGAGAUGUCGAUGUCUGCGCCGAUCGCCCGCUUCCAGGAGUUCACGGAGUACAAGGACGUCCAGCAGUACGGGCUGAAGGUUCUCUCCACACUCGCUUACAAAAAGUCGCCAACGCCCAUAUACAUGCAGAACUACCUGGAGUUGCUCGACAAACUGCUUGUGUCCGAGAUACCGUUGGAGCCAAAGAACAGAGUGAAAGAGAGAGAUGAUGAAGAGAAGGAGGACAAGUUGCUGUGCGCUACAGAAGACAAAAUGCCGUUCACAUACAGCGGUGUGGCGUGCAGACGCCACGCGAACCGGUGCUGGGGGUUCGCGUGCCAGUGGCCGCUGUGCGCCGAGCCGCGCACGCACCGGCGCGCGCUGCUGCUGCUCGUGGAGCGCCUCAUGCCGCUGCUCGCCAAGCCGCAUCUCGCCACCGACAUGCUGUGCGACAGUCUGGACGCAGGGGGGCCUAUAUCUAUGCUGGCGCUACAAGGAGUACUGGAGCUGGUGAGACAGCACAACAUCGAUUACCCGGACAUGUACGACCGGCUGUACGCCAUGUUCGAGCCGGAGAUGUUCGCCACGCGCUACAAGAAGCGGCUCAUGCACCUCGCAGAUAUAUUCCUUAGUUCUACACAUUUGCCAGAAAGUCUAGUAGCGGCGUUCGCGAAGCGCCUGUCCCGGCUGGCGCUGGUGGCGUCUCCGGAGGACGCAGUGGGCCUGCUGCAGCUGGUCGCCAACCUCUUGCUGCGACAUCCCGCUCUCAAACGCAUGAUCUGCUACGAAGACACACCAGCUAUAAUGUCAGGCGACCCGUACGUGAUGGAGGAGACGUCGGCGUCUCGUGCGCGCGCGCUGGGCUCGCUGCUGUGGGAGGUGUGCGCGCUGCGCCGCCACGCGUGCGCGCCACUCGCCGCCGCCGCCGCGCGCGUGCUGCUCGCCGCCAGCACCGCUGCCAGCGCCGCCAGCGCCGCCACCGCCGCCGCGCCGCUCGACGCGCACAGCAUGUUCGACGCGGAACUAAAAAAGAGGUUCAAGACUAUCGAGGUGAACUUCGUCCGGCCGCAGGGCAUGGCCGCGCCGUCCGGCGAGCGGCUCCUGCAGUACUGGGAGCUGAUGGCCUGAACACAACCGCAGCCCACGCGACGGUCCGCCAGGUUAUAGCACUUACAUCUGCCACGUACUGUGAGAUUGGGUGAUUUUUACUGCAUUUUCCUUGGUUAUAACAGUAUUUGUGAUAUGUGGAAACAUUGAAGAAGUUAGUUUGCGCCACUGUUGAUGGCUACUACUGUCGGAAAUGUAACGACUCCACUAGAAUACACACUGUCACUGUCGUACUGUCAAAGCACUGGUUUCACGCGUGACGUCAUGUCCAUACAUUCUCGACAGUGAGUGACCACGGUCAGCAUCUACAAAACCGGCUGUCUUAUAUAGGGUGUUGACAAAUAGGUAUAAGAAAACACUACAACUAAAAAAAGGAAUAUGUUUUUGGUUAUAAAUUAUUUAUUUAAUAUUUGGUGUUGUCGUUUUUUUAGGAACUAGCGAUAAGGUUGAUGUUAUUUACAGUGAUUUUGGCUGUUGGAUGUAUUUAUUUAUGGCGCAAACGAUAAACCUGGGUCCAUAUAAUUGUUCUGAAAUGGCACCAACAUGUUAAUGUUUAAAUGAAACAUUGAAAAUAGUAAUGAUGACGCUGUCUGCAUUAUAUUGCAUUAUGAUUGGAUGGUAUAUGGUAUCGGAUUUUUCAUUUUUUUACACAUUUUUAAAACUCACUAAUUCAAGUGUUUUAUUGUAGAAAAAUUUACAAAUUAAUACAUUUAACCGAUGAGGAUGAUAAAUUGACAUUAUCAGUUUCUCAUUCAAAUAUGUCUCAGGAUAUGUUCUCCAAAGGAACUAAGUAAGUUUAAAGCUAGCACAACAUCUUUUCAAGUGGUAUUUAUGUUUAAAAGUUUUUUUUAUUUAUUUACCAAUUUUACGAUAACUUUGGGAGUAACCAAUUCAAUGAAAGAGAAUUAUCUGUAAUAGGUUUAGCACAGUUUUAUUUACGUAUAAACUUGAGUUUAUACUGCCGACUUAUUUUUCAAAUUGCAACAUUACAUUCUUUUAAAUUUUCGAAAGAAGUAGAUUAAUAAAAAUUAUUAAAAAAAGCAUUCGAUCUCUUAUUUAUAAAGUAUUAAAAGGUAUUUAUCUUUGCCAAUUUAAAACAACUCGUUAUGUCAUGUUUAACAUUGGUAACACUGAACAUAAAGUAAUUAGUCUAACACAAUCUUCUGUAGUCGCUAGGUCAAAUUGCAUGAUCGAUUAAACCAUUGAUCAUACAAUUUCGACAUACUCUAUUAAGUAAACAGAACUAUUUAUAUAUUUUAAAUUUACCGAAGUAAUUUAAGUCAUAAGAUGACUAUGCUAAUGUAUAUUUUUUUGGUUGUUGAGAUAACCAACGAGUAUCGACUUGAGCAAAGCCUAAUUUGCAGUGGGCACAGUGUUCCCAGUUGCCUAAUUAGAAAUCUCAAGGUUUCGAACCUUUGCUAGUUGAUGGCAUAUAUCUGUAAUAAAACAGUCCUCCAAUAGGCCUUUUUUUCUAUUCGAUCUUGUGUCCUUGAUCCGUUGAUUUUGCGCGACUAGUGUUUUCAAAAUUAUUCGACACGAUCAUUGUAAUUAUGUAAGAUCCUUAACUCGUAUGAAAAGUGCGAAUUAAAAAUAUCCCUUGAUAACAUCGAUCACGGCUUCCUUGACAACCAACAAAGUAUGAGUAUAAAGGCUUGAAUCAACUAAAUUCCAAAUAAGCAGAUUCGUGUCUGUGUUGACCUUAAAGAUUUACAAUACAUAAUGUUAAUAUAUUAAAGCUGUGUGUGCAAGAAUGGCCUAACCGAGUUCUUAUAUAGAAAAUAUAUUAUGUUUGAAAAAUAUCCCUCAUAAAUAAAUAAGGUAAAGAUCUCACAUUCGAACUGUAAUAUUCUAAAUCUUACAAACUAGUAAUGUUAUAAUGAAAUCAACAAUAUUAUUAAUUGCCAUUUUCAAAAACGAUCCUAAUUAUUUUUUCGAGCUAUUUAAAAAAUGAACCAAUCAGAACAAAGUUUUCUUUGCCAUGAUAACAAAUGACAUUUCAAAUGGUUAAUUCUUGGAAUGGGAUUUAAGAUUGAGAUUGGGAUCGUCUAUCAAAAACGGCUGUAAAUCGCACCUGCACUUGGCCGUUCUUGCUCUACCAACGGCUUAUCUUUAACUGUCUUUUCUUUAUGUACACUAUAAGGGCCUUAUUAUCAAAUUGCAAGUAGAUUUUGGCACUGAACCCUUGUUUAACUUUACAGGUUGCUAUAACCAAAGCUGGUUCAUCAUUAAUUUUUAGUGUCGCAUUUUCGCUAUAAUUUUAUCAUAUUUAGCGUUUCUAUCAUUCAGUUGAUUUGAAUAGGAGCAUAUAAGCUUUUAUUUCCGAUAUUUGGAUUUUACUUCAAGGCUACAAGCUUUCGCUAUUUUUUAUCCGACUACGGCUAACCAAGGAAGGAUAAUGUCUGAUUCCUUCUAACUAUAAUCUUCUCCCUAUUUUUAGAGCGUGGUGUGGUAUUUUAAAACAAAUUUUGUAGAGAAUAUCUUUGAGUAUUGUUGAUGAAAAUAAAUUGCCACCUGUGCAACUAAAUCAAAUAUAUUGCUAGUCAUUAAGGCCUAGCAUUCUUUAACAAGAUUGUUCGAAACCAUGUGCAGCUGACGCCUAUAUUUAUGGCAGGUUUGAAUUUAGCGCCAUCUAUGUCGAUUUAGACUCUAUAAAUAGUAAAUGCGUCGGGCUCGUAAGUAACUUCAGAACGUUCAUAAAAUUUGUGUCGAGUUUACAUUUGAAAAGUAAAACUAUUAUGUAUUUGAUACCAAUAUGAAGACAAAACCAUCGUAUCGAUAAGAAUUUUGAAUAAAUUUUGCACUCGUAAUGUUAAUGUUAAACGUAAGUGGAGUUAAUGUUGUAAUUUGGUUAAUUUUAUUUUUUUACUAUACGUGUAUUGUGUGCGUCUGUGAUUUAGGAAACGGAUGUCGAUAUGUGACAUUGGCAUUUCCCGAAUAUUAUCGUCGAAUUUCUCCGCCUUUUUCAUGAAAAAUAAUACGGACAAUGUUUCUGAUUCACGCCGUGAAUAGAUGGGAAAUGGUCGAUAAUAAUCGAUAUCGAUAAAACAAGUACAUCACUAUAAAAUAAAAUGAACACUUCCAGUAAUAGUAGAUGCUGUGUGACAAGUGGACCAGUUUUUCUACCUUGGUAUAUUAACCCUACCGCCCCCAGUCAAAAGUAUCGAUGUUCGGACAACACUGGUUUCAUACAUAUCGAUAGUUAUAUCGUUAUGUAUGACAUCAGAUUUAUGUGUGUUGAGGUGUAAUGCGGAUUAAGUGUGUCGUAUGCAGGUCGAUAGCAAUGAUUUAUAUUGUUUUACACUCAAAGGAAAGUCAUUGAUAUUAUAAACUAUUCCAAUUUCAUCCUGGUGUAACUAGAGAUGUGCCAAUAUCGACGUUUUAUGAUUUUAUUGAAUAUUGCUCGGAUGUAAUUAAGCUGAGUCAACCUCGAUUCCAUAUAAUUAAAAAAUGUAGAUGAAGCAUUCCGACUUGCAUGCGACACACUCAGUCCAUUAUAUAAACUCGUUAUGCAGUUAACGUUGUACGGAGGUAACGUCUUCCUGUCCCCUAACAUUUGUUUCGCCCAGUUUUGUUAGUUUCAUUCCAGUUAAUGUUCUAACUAGGUGUUGCUAAGGAUAAAUUAAGAAUUUAUUUUGUUAAAACUAACACGAACGCCGCCAUUGGCCAGCGUGACGGCCAUAUUUAUUUAACAUUUUAUUAAUUGUAGUUAUUUUUAAUUGUUUACGAAAGCCUCGCAGUUUGGGGCGCGGCUGGUGCAGCGUUUGUUAUGAUAGGAUUCAUCUAAUAUUAGAUCAUAGGACAAGAGUUACUGGCGCCGGAUAAAGCUGUUAUAAUCUUACCCAUAACGGUGGACUAGCAUGUUUUCUCUAGACAUGAGUUGUAAAAAAUCAGUCAGAAUCCUAUUUAAAUGCUAUAAAAUUAGCUAAGUAUAUCCGACGCGUGAUAUUAGGAUAAAUAACAGCAACAAAAAAUAGUUUUUGCUGUUUAUUACAUCUUGUGAAUUAAGGACGGUAUAUGGAGUUUUCAAUAAUUAAUUAGGUCCUAUUAUAUCAAACUGUUGUUUCGAAAACCAUCGGCCAGUAUAAAAAAGUGCAAUAAGUCAGUGCCAUGACUCAAAAAUAUGUUACAAGUGUAUGUAACUGACAUUGAAUUAGUUAAGUUUAUAGAGCAUACUAUGCUGGUAUACAAGAGGAUGUUUUAAUGUGAAUAUGUUGUUUAAAAGACUUUUUAUUUUCAUUGUAUAAAAAUUGGGAAUGAUGAUGUAAAUCUAAUAAUAGGUUUGGCAACAAAACACAUGUUCAGCGAUUAACUAUUAUUUUUAAUAACCGAUCCCAAUCGCUUUUUUGAUCUUUCCUAAAAAUAGACCAAUCAGAACAGAGCAUUUUUUGACAAGCUUACAUGAGUAAUUUUGAGUGGUCCAUUCUUGGAAUCGGAUUAACGAUUGAGAUUGUGUUAGUUUGUUGAAAACGCCUAAUAAACAUUAAAUAUAAUUUUAAAAAAAUGUGGCCUAUUUGUAAUUGUGUCCAAUAACAAUGUGAGAACACUCUGUACAAUCUGAAUUUUGCAUUUCCCUAGUCUCAUAUUCACAUUAGGCGUCGAACUUUACUACACCAAUGAAACCCGACCCACCUAUAGCCAUACUUCCCCUACAAUCCCGGAGGUGUUAGUACAAAUACUUUUUAUAGAAAUUGCAGUGUAAAGAAAUAUACUCUAACCAGUAUUCAGGCUAUUUUAUUUCGAAGAUGAUAAAAUUCGCAUACGAAAUUUAACGUAUAUUGCAAUGAAUAAUUAACCAUAAGUAGUUAAUUUACUUUAUAAUUUCUACUGAAAAAUAUUUGUAUCGCACCUUCCACGAAUCUCGCACGCAGCCGCGCCCGUCGCAUACAUUGUGAUUAUAGCAACAAAACUAGUUGUAAGCUAGUGUAAGCCAUUAUUUUAAUAUUCAUUUAAUGUUCUAUUAUAUUAAUGAUUAUAAAAAUAAAAAGUACUGAAAA
Manduca sexta (tobacco hornworm) is the source of this 6419-nucleotide messenger RNA. Its product is annotated as nucleolar complex protein 4 homolog B-like. Lineage: Eukaryota; Metazoa; Arthropoda; Insecta; Lepidoptera; Sphingidae. Gene Ontology annotation, biological process: ribosome biogenesis. Gene Ontology annotation, cellular component: small-subunit processome; nucleolus; Noc4p-Nop14p complex. The record is from RefSeq and is a predicted model, not a curated record.